AUGUCUUCUCUUCUCAAUUCUGAGACAGCCGCGGUGUCAAUCUUCAACGCGGUAGCCCAACGCAUUCCAUCUCGUAUCGCAUUGGCCGGAAAGCUCCUGACAGAACACCGCCAAUCGACGAUUCAUGAGUUGACGGUAGAGAAUAUUUUACACGGCUUGCGUGGGACCCCUUGUCUGCUCUGGGAGAUCUCUGAAACUAGUCCCCUGGGCAUAAAGUACCACGGCAAGACUGUUACUGAGCUCAACGCACUCCUGCCUAAAUGGCCUAUGUCAACCCAAAUUUCUCCUGAAGCGAUGCUGUGGUUUUUGUAUACCGCUGAAAUUCCGACGCCUACACAACUCAAACACUUCUCAAACGACCUUAUUUCCCGGGCAGAACUCCCUCUAGAUGCCCAGACCUUCUGUGAUGGUCUUUCGACCGACAUCCCUGCCGACACUCAAAUUAUUAUGACUCUUUCCUUCCUCUCCCGCUACUCGAAGUUCACCGCAGCGGUAACCAAGGGAGCACAUAAAAAUGAUCUUUGGAAGUAUGUUCUCGAGGAUGCACUCGACAUUACCGCUCGUUUUCCCAUGAUACUCUCGCGGAUAUACGCGAAUGUUCAUGGCCUUCCUCACCAGCCAUGGUCUAUUGAUCUUGAUCUUGCUGCAAAUUACGCCCGCCAUAUCGGGAGGGAGCAUGACACCGAUUACACCGAAUUCACUCGAAUGUGUUGGUCUCUUUAUAUGGACCAUGGCACAAGCGUAUCUGCCCAUGCUAUGCGACUCGUCAGCUCUGCCUGGACAGAUCCCUACCUUACAGUGGCAUCUGGAUACAUCGCAGGCACCGGUCCUCUUCACGCAAAAGCAAUAGGCGAUUCGGUCAUGUUCAAUCUCGCUUUAAUCUCAGCCCUUGGGCCUAAUGCCACCAAAGAAGAUAUUGCGACGCAUGUUGGUCAGCACCUGCUGGGGGGCAAGAUUGUCCCCGGCUUUGGGCACGCCCUCCUGCGUGUUCCUGAUGCGCGCCUUGUUGCGUUGACCAACUUUUUGGAAACACAUCCGUCUUCUGACCCUAAAGUCGACGACUUCCUCAACCUUAUCCAGAGCAUCAACUCUGUUGUGCCCCCGCUCCUUCGCGAGAAGGUCCAAGGAAUGCGGAAUCCUCAUCCCAACGCUGAUGCGUUGAGUGGGAGCAUUCUCCAUGCCUACGGAGUGCCAGUUGACUUUAUGCUCUCCUUCUUUGCCUGCAGCCGUGCACCGGGUUUUCUGGUCCAACAGGUCUGGGACCGUGCCCUCGGUUUGUCGAUGGAGCGUCCGUUAAGCUUGACGAUGGAUGAAUUACUGGCCAAGGCGGAGACGAAAACUGCCAACGCGACCACCAAUGGUGUCAACGGACACACGAAUGGAGUGGCAACUGCCAAUGCCCAUUAA
Molecule: messenger RNA, 1407 nt
Organism: Mycena indigotica
Lineage: Eukaryota; Fungi; Basidiomycota; Agaricomycetes; Agaricales; Mycenaceae
Product: Citrate synthase
Exons: 4
Coding region: 1-1407 (468 amino acids)
Biological process (GO): carbohydrate metabolic process; tricarboxylic acid cycle
Cellular component (GO): mitochondrial matrix
Molecular function (GO): 2-methylcitrate synthase activity
Source: RefSeq, a predicted model, not a curated record